UCACAUGCAAAAACAACGGUUUCUUGAUCGAAUUACAUACUGUUUGAGAAAAUGAUGAUGAUGGAAGUCGACAUCUUGUCCAAAGAAAUCAUCAGACCAUCCUCACCAGCAGUUCAUCAUUUGAAAUCUACCAAACUCUCUCUCUUGGAUCAGCUCACUCCCACAACUUAUGCUCCACUCAUGCUUUUUUACCCUAAUAAGACCCAUCCUCACUUCACGACACCCAAAAACUUAUCUGCUCACUUAAAAUAUUCUCUCUCAGAAACAUUGAAUCGCUUCUAUCCCUUUUCAGGAAGGAACAAAAACAACUUCUUUAUUGAUCAUUACGACGAAGGCGUUCCAUACAAUGAAGCUCGAGUUCGUUGUCGUAUGUUUGACUUCUUUCAACAUCCUGAAACGGAGUCGUUGAACCAGUUUCUUCCAUGCCAUCCAUUUCGCAAAGAACCAAAUCCUGCAGAAGCGGCCCAAUUUGCUGUUCAAGUGAACAUAUUUGAUUGUGGUGGAAUAGCAAUCGGCCUGUGCAUGUCACACAAGAUCAUGGAUGGAGCCACCGCGAGUGCUUUCCUCAACUCUUGGGCGGCCACGGCAGGUACUAGGCCUUCUAAAAAACUAGUACAACCUGAUUUUUCUGAAGCAUCAUCGCCAUUACGCUUUCCUCCACAAGAAGAUCCUUUAUUGCUUCAAAGUUUGGCAUCUUUAGUUGAGGGUCUUUGGUUCAACGAGGGCAAGUACAAGACAAGGAGAUUCGUCUUUGGUGAAAAGGCUAUAUCUACUUUAAGGGCUAAAGCAAAGAGUAAAAGAGUUGAUAACCCAAGUCGAAUCGAAUCACUGUCUGCUUUUAUUGCUGCACGUACCAUGGCUACUUCUUCAGGCUUUGCGAGGCCAACUAUACUAGCCCAAGCAGUAAACAUCCGGCGACUAACAAAACCACGCUUUUCAGAUUCUUCUAUGGGCAAUCUCUUUUUGUUGGCAUUUGCAGCGUGUGAUCAGAAUUCAGACUCAGUAGAGAUGGAGAUAGAACUGCCUGGAUUGGUGGCAGCACUAAGAGAGGCCGUGGAGAAAAUCAAUGGCGAUUAUCUUAGGUCUAUGCAAGGUGAUGAAGCUUUUCUAGCCAAUUGCGAAUACCUAACCAAGGCUGCUGCAAUGGUAUUUCGCCCCAAGGAAUGUCAAGACUAUUUCCGGUUCACCAGUUGGAUCAAGUUUGGUUUUAAUGAACUUGAUUUUGGAUGGGGGAAGCCCAUUUGGGUUGGGGUUCUGGGUGGAGUUGGUCCGGAAUUCAGGAAACUCACAAUUUUUAACCAAGUCCGAAGUGGCAAUGGAAUUGAGGCUUGGGUGACUUUAGAUGAAAAAGAGAUAGAUAUAUUGGAGAAUGAUCCUGAAUUCCUUGCCUUUGCAACCCCGAACCCGAGCGUUUAGGUCAGUAAGGCUACAUCUUUAAUUAUAGCCCUUUAUUUUUAAAAAUAUUCUAGUCACAAAAAAAUAUAAUAAAAAUAAACUUAUAAAUUAAUAAAGUUUAAUGUAUUACGUCAUAUUAUAAAAUACUUUUAUUAAAAAAUAUAUCUAACGUAUGACAUGAAACUGAGUGAUCAAUUCAUAAAUUUAUUUUGUAGCUAUAAUACUUAUCUAUCUUUUUACAUGCAAAUCAUAUAUGUUGGGUACCAUAUUGCAUAUGUACUACUUGUAUUCAAUAAAGCUCAUUAGUGAGGUAGA
Molecule: messenger RNA, 1710 nt
Organism: Carya illinoinensis
Lineage: Eukaryota; Viridiplantae; Streptophyta; Magnoliopsida; Fagales; Juglandaceae
Product: stemmadenine O-acetyltransferase-like
Exons: 1
Coding region: 52-1416 (454 amino acids)
Source: RefSeq, a predicted model, not a curated record